AUGUCAGAGACAUCAGACUCUCAAAAGGAGACUGAUCUUUCUCCAAGUCAGGCUUCUUCUGCAUCUACUGUUUCCAAUCCUAUAGAAUAUGAUGGUGAUAUGGAUAUACUUGAUGAAGACCAAAAGGUAAAUCUAAAAAUACAAAGAACUACCACCAUGACAUCCUUGGCUGAGUCUAAUGUGGAAAAUACAAGAAGAUUAUCUAAAAUUCUUACUGGUACAGUAAAUGAACCAGAAAGAAUUGCAGUAGAUUAUUCUAAUACUCUCCCUAUGGGAGGUGAUAGAGACUAUCCACCUGCACUGCCACCAAGGGAAUUAUAUGAAGUUACUUUUGACGGUCCAAAUGAUCCUCUACAUCCUUUUAAUUGGCCAAUGAAAAAGAAAGUCAUGAUCUGUGUUAUGUUAUGCUUGAACUGUAUUUGUAUCACUAUGGCAAGUAGUAUAUUUGCUUCUGGUGUUCCACAAAUCUGUGAAAUUUAUGGUAUCAUUGAAGUUGUAGCUAUCUUAGGUAUCACCCUUUUCGUGUUAGGUUUUGCCGCAUCUCCUAUUAUAUAUGCACCAAUAUCUGAAAUAUAUGGGAGAAGAGGUGUUCUAGUGAUAUCUGCAUUUGGUUUUGCUUGUUUUCAAUUUGCUGUUGCCACUGCUAAGGAUUUACAAACUAUUUUUAUCUGCAGAUUUUUCGGUGGUUUGAUUGGUGCUGCGCCAAUGGCUGUCGUUCCAGCUGCCUUUGCAGAUAUAUUCGAUACUGAUAUGAGAGGUAAAGCUAUCUGUUUAUUUUCCCUUGGUGUGUUUGUCGGUCCAAUUUUAUCUCCCGUCAUGGGGUCAUAUAUUGCUCAAAGAACUACCUGGAGAUGGUUAGAAUAUGUAGUUGGUUGUUUCUCUAGUGCUGUUUUUGCUUUCAUAUUUCUAUUUUUCCCAGAGACUCAUCACCCAUCAAUCUUAGUUCAGAAAGCUAAAAAAUUAAGAAAAGAUACAAAUAAUUGGGGGAUUCAUGCCGCUCAUGAAAAUGUCGAAUUAUCAAUUAAAGAAAUUGCUCAAAAAACUAUCACCAGGCCAUUAAUCAUGUUAGCCACUGAACCAUCUUUACUUAUCAUUUCAAUCUAUAACUCCUUUGUUUAUGGUAUUUUAUAUCUUAUGUUGGAAGCAUAUCCAAUCGUAUUUGUUGCUGGUUACGGUUAUAAGGAAAAUGGUGAACUACCAUAUAUUGCAUUAAUUAUUGGUAUGAUUUUCUGCGCAGCAUUUAUCUGGUAUUGGGAAGGUGAUUAUUUAAAAAGAGUUAGAAAAGCAGGUCAUUUAGUUCCUGAAGCAAGAUUAUAUCCAAUGGUUUUUGCUAGUAUUGUUUUCCCAAUCGGUAUUCUAUGGUUCUGCUGGACCGGUAACUAUCCAGACAAAAUCCAUUGGAUUUGUCCAACUAUUGCUGGCUCUUUUAUUGGGUUUGGUUUGAUGGGAAUUUUCUUACCGUGCUUAAAUUAUAUUAUUGAAUCAUACUUACUUGUCGCUGCCUCUGCUGUAGCUGCCAACACUUUCUUAAGAUCGUCGUUUGGUGCUGCAUUCCCACUAUUUGCUGGAUACAUGUUCCGUGGCAUGGGUACUGGUUGGGCCGGUUUGCUUUUAGGUUUAUUCGCUGCUGCCUUAAUUCCUGUUCCAUUCAUUUUCUUGAAAUAUGGCUCUCGUAUUAGAAGAAAAUCCAAGUUUGGUUUAAAUGUUUGA
Messenger RNA from Arxiozyma heterogenica, 1710 nucleotides. RefSeq names its product polyamine transporter TPO1 (gene TPO1). Gene Ontology annotation, molecular function: transmembrane transporter activity. The transcript has a single exon. Bases 1 to 1710 code for a protein of 569 amino acids. Gene Ontology annotation, biological process: transmembrane transport. The record is from RefSeq and is a predicted model, not a curated record. Gene Ontology annotation, cellular component: plasma membrane. NCBI's taxonomy places the organism in Eukaryota, Fungi, Ascomycota, Saccharomycetes, Saccharomycetales, Saccharomycetaceae.